AUGCGUGAACCACAUUCGGGUCGGCUUGUGGCUCCCAGCAAGACGGUGCCGAUGGCCAGAGCCACUACUGCUACCCACAUGGCCGUGCGAUGCCGCGCACGGUCAAUGCGCUCCAUCACUCUUGCACUAGGAGCACUGGGUUGGGUCUGGAUCUCACACCAUGAACUGCAGACCCGCGGUGUGACAGACACGGGCCCCGAGGCGAUGAAGUGGACGGCAUGUCUAGACGCGUUACUAUUACCGCAACUGGAGGAAGCCAGUUUGCACGCAACGAUGGCUGUCGUCGCAAGGUGCCGUAGUGUUCGCCAUGAAAGAGGAGCAUGA
Molecule: messenger RNA, 324 nt
Organism: Trypanosoma conorhini
Lineage: Eukaryota; Euglenozoa; Kinetoplastea; Trypanosomatida; Trypanosomatidae
Exons: 1
Coding region: 1-324 (107 amino acids)
Source: RefSeq, a predicted model, not a curated record